Molecule: messenger RNA, 3474 nt
Organism: Phycodurus eques (leafy seadragon)
Lineage: Eukaryota; Metazoa; Chordata; Actinopteri; Syngnathiformes; Syngnathidae
Product: Krueppel-like factor 2
Exons: 3
Coding region: 246-1328 (360 amino acids)
Biological process (GO): regulation of transcription by RNA polymerase II
Molecular function (GO): DNA-binding transcription factor activity, RNA polymerase II-specific; RNA polymerase II cis-regulatory region sequence-specific DNA binding
Source: RefSeq, a predicted model, not a curated record
GAGGAGUUGAAAAGCAGCCGGCGGCGGAGACGUGCUCACAUUCCUCCUCCUCCUCCGCCGCCGCCGCCGCCGCUCGUCUCCCCUCCCUCGCCAGCUCGCUCGCCUCGCUCGUCGCCUCCUCCGGGCAAGCGGCACCAGACGGCCGGCCGGCGCCGCGCGUCGCCAGCGCCGACUCGCUCCACUUUCUCCACUUUCUCCACUUUUCCUCCCUUUUGGACGAGUUUCCAUUUUCAACCAAACGCGAGAUGGCCUCCAGCGGAACCAUUUUACCUUCAUUCUCCACUUUUUCCACGCAGAAGGAAGAAGUCUGGAGGGGACCCCGAAAAGACGACGAGGACCCGGACACCUUCCUGGACUUGGACUUUAUCCUGGCCCACAGCAUCAUCAGCGCAGACACGGCCGCGGCCGCCUCGUACCGGAGUCCGGACGGCGGGGCUCCCGGGUACCGUCGGCAGGGCUACGCAUCCCCCCCUCACCCUCCGCCGCCGUACAGCGGCCUGAUGGCCGAACUGCUGCAGUGCGACGCGGACGUCGACGGCUUCCGGGCCGGGGCUUCGGGCUCCGGCGUCCAGGGCCGCUUCUUCGUCAGCUCGUCGGCUUUCCGGGACUCCUCGGGACCUUCUCUCGACUCGGGACGUCGCUUCUCAGACUCCUUCCCGGACCGCCCGUGCGUCAAACCGGAGCCCGACUCCUACGGGCCCCCGGCGGGCGCCGUGCCGCAGACCUUCGACGAGGUGAAGCAGGAGGGCGGCGUGACGUCGUGCGCCCUCUCGCGCCCGCAGCCCCGCCUGGCUAGCUCGCCCACGCGAGGCGCCGGAAACCCGACGCCGCCCCUCAGCCCCGACGACAUCGCGAACUUCCCGCAGAGCUUCGACCGCCAGCGCCGGCACCUUCAGCUUCAGUUUUCCUCCGGCGCGCACUGCCACUUUCCCGCCUUGUACACGCAGCCGCCGCAACAGCAGCAGUCCGGCGGGCGGCGCCCGCUGCCGACGCCGCCGUCGUCGCCGCCGGACUCGACGGACGGCGAGCCCCGCCGGGGGCGGCGCACCUGGCCCCGCAAGCGCACCGCCGCCCACACGUGCACCUACGCCGGAUGCGGCAAGACGUACACCAAGAGCUCGCACCUCAAGGCGCACCACAGGACGCAUACGGGAGAGAAACCCUACCACUGCACGUGGGAAGGUUGCGGCUGGAAGUUCGCCCGCUCCGACGAGCUGACGCGCCACUUCCGCAAGCACACCGGGCACCGGCCCUUCCGGUGCCACCUGUGCGAGCGCGCCUUCUCCCGCUCCGACCACCUGGCCCUGCACAUGAAGAGACACAUGUGAUGCGCGCCUUGCUCGGGGGUCGGCGCAACGAAUACAUAUUUCAUAGAACGUUGUCCUGAAUGAAAAAGUGUAACAGAUGACAAGUCAGCAGCACGUGACGCCGGAGGGAGCUGGCACUCCUCCGACUUUGCGUCUGCGGACGCAAAGGCGGCCACAACGUUUUGGUGCAGAACUGCUCUUCGUGCGCCCCCACAAGGACGCAAAACCCAAGAAGACGACGACGACGACGACGUUUUCUCGCAAAACUGCUUUUCACGCAGCGUGACGGCGCCCUCUCGUGGACACAAAACGCUCGUCUGUACGCUAUAUACAAAGAGAAAAUGUAUGUAUAUAAUUAAACCGAUAACAUCAAACAGCGGCUCACUGAACCUUCCUGCCGGGUCACGUGACACAUUUCGACAUCACCAUAGCAACUCCACAAGUACGUAUUCAUCGGAACUGUACAACUAGCUGCAGGAUACGACGACCGUCCGACUGACUGCAGAACUGCACGACAGUUGUAAUAACCACACAACUUGAUCGGAACUGAUUGUAACAGAUUAUUCCACGACAUGUAUGAAAUACUGCACGAUUUGAAACCAACAACGGCCAGACUAACCGCAUGCAACUUUAGUACAGCAGCAAGCAUAACAACUCAAAGGAUAAAAGAUGACGACUUUAUCGCGACAACUCUGAACCGCAAACGACGACACGAUGAUGGAACAAGACGUAUAGAACUCGAAGUAACGACAACUGUCAGACAGACUACGAGUAUGUGGUAACAACUCUACACGCGCCGUUGAUGGCAACAACUGGACCGACAACUGCCAGCUAACUAUAUGAACAACGACAUGACUUGAUGACAUGAAAAUUGAGACUUGAUCCCAGAACCUCAGAAGUGCGAGGCAAACGUACGAAUCACUAACACACCGCGUCAGAAAAGAAAGAGGGGGUAUGGGGAAGAAAGUUUGGUUUAUACUAUUAGCAUGUUUACUCAAGCUAAAUCUUCUUUUGUUUGCUUUAAUGACGACUUUGUAAAUAAAUGAAUCCUAUUUUCAUCAGCUAUUCGUUGUCAGCAGAGUGCACUGUGGGAAGGAUGUGACGAGAACGCCUCCUACUGGGCCAAGUGAGCGCAACGGCUGGCAAAACUGCAAUUUAAGGAUCGGGACGUGUCGGAUGCUUUCCAAUACCUCCGACCACUAUCGACUACCUACAACCUUCCGCUACUUUUUGAUAGAUUUGAAUACCUCCUCCCUCCGACUACUCCCAUAGCAUAGCGACCGUGAAGUUGGGAGGUGGGAACAUGAUGGGGUGGGGCCGCUUUAUGCAAAUGGGCCUGGUAAACUUCACAUCGUUGGAGGAAGGAUGAAUGGGCAAAUGUACCGAGACAUCCAUCCAUCCAUUUUCUGAGCCGCUUCUCCUCACUCGGGUCGCGGGCGUGCCGGAGCCUAUCCCGGCUGUCAUCGGGCAGGAGGCGGGGUACGCCCUCAACCGGUUGCCAGCCAAUCGCAGGGCACAUACAAACAGACAAACAUUCGCACUCACAGUCAUGCCCACGGGCAAUUUAGAGUCUCCAAUUCAUGCAUGUUUUUGGGAUGUGGGAGGAAACCGGAGUGCCCGGAGAAAAGCCACGCAGGCACGGGGAGAACAAGCAAACUCCACACAGGCGGGGCCGGGGAUCGAACCCGGGUCCUCAGAACUGCGAAGCUGACGCUCUAACCAGUCGGCCGCCGUGCCGCCUGUACCGAGACAUUCGUGACAAAAAUCUGCUAUCAUGGACGAGGAUGAUGAAAAUGAAACGGCGGGGGGGGCAUUUCAGCAGGAUAAUGAUCCAAAACAUACUGCCGGGGAAACUCUCAAAAGGUUUCAAAGGGAAAUAAACGAAGAACGGCCCAGUCGAUCACCGGACUCGAAUCCAAUCGAAAAUCUUUGGGGGGGGGAAAAAAAAUGAAACUCAAGGUCCACAAAAGAAGCCCACAGAACCUUCGCGAGUCGAAGACUGCUUGUGUGGCGGAAUGGGCCAAAAUCACACCAGAGCGAUGCAUGAGGCUCGUUUUUCCGUACAGGAGGCGUCGUGAAGCUGUCAUUGCAAACAAAGGCUUUUGUAAAAGUAUUCAAUAAAUAUCGCUUGGCGUGUUCAAUACUUUUUCCGUGUGUCAUCUCACAU